Messenger RNA from Doryrhamphus excisus (bluestripe pipefish), 665 nucleotides. RefSeq names its product prostate stem cell antigen-like. Lineage: Eukaryota; Metazoa; Chordata; Actinopteri; Syngnathiformes; Syngnathidae. The record is from RefSeq and is a predicted model, not a curated record.
GCAGAGGUUUGAAUGUUGAAGGCUGGAAGGUUCCGGGCAGAUAUUUGUUGGAGUGGAAGCAUCAUCAUCAUCAUCAUCAUCAUCAUGUCCGCCUCACAGAUUCUUAUGCUACUGUGUUGUCUUCCUUUGGCAAGCUGCUUGCAGUGUUAUACCUGUCUAUUUCCCGCCAUCUCGCCGCUGGAUUGCCUGAAGUUUCCGCAAGAGUGUCCCGUUGGACAGCGCUGCCUGUCCAGUGUCGCAACGGGAAAACGAGGCGCCCUUCAAGUGACCAUGUACGAGAAGAGCUGCGCCAUUCCCUCCCAGUGCGGCGUGAGCGGACAGAAAUACGCCAGCGGCCUCUAUUUCAACUACACUAACGUUUGCUGCAACACAGACCUGUGUAACGGGGCUGCUGGCGCCCUCAGGUGGGGGGGAGGAGCCACGCUCUGCCUGCUGCCCGCACUCAGCCUCCUGCUGGCCUGAUACAGUAUGGCAUCCCGGCUCAUGGAGAACGUCGUCGUCGUCAUCUAGGGAGGAAAAUGACUGUAAAAACAUGAAAGCAGGCCACUCGUGAAAUGAUUAUAAUUUUUAUUUAAUCUGUUUAAUUUGUGUUAGAUAACAAUAAUUGUGACUUGAUAAAUGGUCUAAUAAUAAACUUUUGUUCUCGUAAUAUUCUGACUUUUUUU